AUGCGCCUCCACGCCCCAUCUGUGAUCGCCGCGGCAGCAAUAAACCUCCUCGCCGUCGGCGCCUCGAUUUCGAUUGCCGCCGACUUCGAGAUCACCGUCAACGCCGCCGAGACGCCGCACCUCAAGGAGUGGGCCGAGGAGUCGAAAGAACUGCUGCUGAAGUGGAAGCCGCGGCUGGUGAACCUGCUGUCGUCACCGGGGUUCGAGGCGCCCACCUCGGCGGAGAUCGUCAUGCGGAAGACCGAUGAAGGCGUCGCCGGCACCGCCAACGGCAAGAUCUACGUCUCGUCGCACUGGAUCGAGAAGCACCCCGAGGACAUCGGCCUGAUGGUCCACGAGUUGGUCCACGUGAUCCAGGAUUACCCGAACGGGGCCGAGUUCUGGAUUUGCGAGGGGAUUGCCGACUACAUCCGCUGGGCCAUUUAUGAAGGGAAGGAGCAGGACUGGUUCCAGCGGCCCAAGGAAGAAGGCGGCUACAAGCAGGGCUACCGCGUGGCCGGCGGCUUCCUGCUGUGGAUCGAGUCGAACGACGGCCCGGGAAUCGUCAACAAGCUCAACCGCGCUCUCCGCGAAGGUGAGUAUAAGCCCGAGCUAUUCGAGGAAGCGACCGGCAAGACGCUCGACGAGCUGUGGGACGCCUACACGGCUCGAGCCAUGAAGCGCACGAACGUCAACGCGGUGGUCGAUGCCCUUGCAGCCGUCGAAGCGAUGGUGCUGCUCUCGACGGGGCUGCUGAUCUGGUGGCGUUUGCCGCCCGGCACAGGCCAUUCAGCAACCGUGUGGUCACUCGACCGUCAUCAAUGGGGCGAGCUCCACGCCUGGGUCGCGAUGGCGAUGGUCACGACCCUGCUUGUGCAUCUCGCGCUGCACUGGAAGUGGAUUGUGUGCGUCCUCUCCGGGCAAGACGCGACGACAAAGCGACGCCGUCAGUUGGCCGGACUCGUCACGCUUGGCGCGGUGUUGUUCGCCGCAGCGUCGCCGUUCAUCGCGCCCAUCGAGGUCCGGCAGCAGGCGGCCCGGGGACACGGGCCGCAGGCCGAGUCGGCGCCAUCUGUUGAUCACGAGGCGGGGGGCUUUUCACUCAAUGGGCGGAUGACCGUCGGCGAGGCGGCCGAGGUUCUCGGCAAGAGUUUUGCCGAUUUAGAGGCUCAGAUUGGGCUGCCUGGCGGCGUUAGUGAAGAGGAGCGGCUCGGCCCCCUCGCCCGGGAGUUGGGAAUCUCGAUGGCGGAGCUGCGCGAGCGGCUAGCCCAGUAG
Molecule: messenger RNA, 1254 nt
Organism: Symbiodinium sp. CCMP2456
Lineage: Eukaryota; Dinophyceae; Suessiales; Symbiodiniaceae
Source: the annotation of a GenBank genome assembly